UUCGUCCCAGCAGACCCAGUACAUAAUAAUGAGAGCAAGCUACUGAUAAGCUGCACUGUUCGUUUGGGAAGGAAACCAGCAAGGGGGGAAACAGCGAAGAUGCGCUCGCUGCUUGAGGCGGUGGACGCGUCGACAGUAGCACAAGGUGCCUUUUCUGGCCCGCCUUCGGUAGUCGUUGGGCUGCUGUGCGCAGCGGUGAUUCUGUCUGCAGUGCUGUUCCAGUGCUUCGGGGGCUCAAAAAAGACAGACGAGGAAAAGGGUCAACCAGCACCGGUGAAUGGACAACGCCUGCCAGUCGCGCAACCCAACGGUACAGGUCCCCCAGUGACUGUCACCAAACGGGACCCCAGCAGCACGCAAGUUGGCGGGGGUGCAGACACAGCGGCAUACUCUUCAACGACUACGGAUGGUCCCAUGCCAUCAGCUAGGCCAGGCCAGCCCGCAAAUCCUGUAUCGCUGGGAACCCAUCAGCAGCCUGCAUCCGCGCAGCCGGCAAACGAGGGCACUGCGAAGGCUGCUCCAGGGCCAUCAUAUGAGUCGGAUGAUGAAGAUGGGCAGCGGGGAACAGUGCAGGAGCGCUUAGGAGAGGUCACUCGGUCGGUAAAGGGACACGCAAACGCGGCGGGGGCUGGUGCACUGGAUGAUGCCGCACAGCAUCAGGUAGAGGGGGCGGCCCAGCGGCUCCCCGAGGAGCGAGGUGGAGAGCCACAAGUGCAGGCUAGCACGGUGCCCCCUGACCAAGACACAGCUGCUGCAUUGACUCCUAUGCCAGCGGCCGCGCCAGCGGCCGCGACGGCUAGCGAAGCCGUGUCAGCAGCCGCGUCAGCUGCUGCCGCGGCCGCACAUGCACCUACAACGCUGCCGCCACCAGCAGCGGACGGGGUACCGGCUGCAGGACCGGGCAAUGCCACGGCGGCUGCCGCGGCAUCUGGCACGCCGCAGGCGAAGCCAAGCGGCCAGACACCAACGGAGGGUGCGCCAGCCGGCGGGGCGGCGGCGCCUCCUGCGGAGGGCGCAGCCGCAGCCCCUGCCGGGGCGGAAGGCAAACCGGGCAUGCCCGUCCUUACGGGCGAGCCCAUUGAAGUUGACCUAGACAUCGACCUCACAAAGGGUGAUUUGAAGGUGGACUACAGCACGCGCGGGCUGCUCGGACAAGGCGGCUUCGCGGCCGUCUACAAGGGUCGCUACAAGGGCCAGCGCGUCGCGGUGAAGAUGAUUAAGAAGACGGCGGGCUCCAGUCUGGCUGACCUGCAGGAGGACAUGAACGCGCUCAUGCACGAGUUGCAUAUCCUGCGACAGGUCCAGCAUCCCAAUGUGGUGACAUUGUACGGCGGCUGCCUCAAGCCGCCGCACAUCUUCCUGGUAGAGGAGCGUAUGGAGGGGACUCUGGACUUUUACGUGCAUCAGGUCCGUAAGAACGACGCGCUGAGCGUGCGCGAGGUGGUGUACUUCGCGCUGGACAUUGCGUGCGGCCUGUCGUACCUGCACCCCCGGAUUGUGCACCGCGACCUCAAGCCCGCCAACGUGCUGCUGAGCCGCGAGGGGCGGUGCAAGAUCUCGGACUUUGGCCUAGCCAGGACCAAGAUCAAGGAGUACUUGAGCACCAAGAACCUAGACGCGGGCACCACUGCCUACAUUGCGCCCGAGUGCUUUAUGUCCAUGGACAACCCUGACAUGCACGACCUGCGCCGCUCCGUCACGGACCGCACCGACAUCUACGCGCUCGGCGUGAUCCUUUGGGAGAUGUGCGCGGGCAAGCGGCCAUGGCAGGGGCUGAAGCCGCUGCUGGUGGCAUACCAGGUCGCGUAUCGUAGCCUGCGGCCGCCUGUGUUUGAGCUGGGCCCGCGCUGCCCUGCCAAGCUGCGGCAGCUGAUCGAGGACUGCUGGUGCCAGGAGCCCAAGCGGCGGCCCAGUAGCCAGCAGGUGGUGGACCGCCUGCUGGACAUCCUCAACGACCUGCCGCCGGAGCAGGAUUAUGUGUACCCUUCGCAGGCAGGCGCUGCAGGGCCCGCGGCUCCGGCACCACAGCAGCAGCCUGCACCCGCACCAGCAGCUGUGCAGGUCGCGCAGCAGGUGGUCUCACCACAAGACGUGGUGUUGCGCCAGUAAACCAUUGAGGACGCGCUAUCUUGGAACUACAGCCGUGGGGCUACAUACAAAGGGGCCAAUACAUAAUUGCGUGGGCCUCGCACCGUGAAGGGUGGUGAGAGUCGGCGAUCAUCAGCACGGGCUUUCCGCGGCCGGUCUCAAGCGGCUCGCCUCAAGUGCGGAUACGGUAACUAUCAACGUACCAUCACUGAUAAGCAAUCAAGACAUGCAAGGAGUCUUCGCAUUUUGGCACUCGAUGUGCAUUGCAGUGCAUUGGGCGCGUGGGGACAAAGGUCAUCGUAUGUAGGGUACCUUAUAGAGAUCUCGGGGAAAUGUGGGGAAUUGGGUUAUGUUGGUUGACAAGACGGGCAUGCAAACGCACGUGGAGUGAUUUGAUGCGCAGCUUGUAUUGGAAUGAAUUAUGCACAUGCACUUUCCCUGCGGUUGUGCAGCGGGUCACGACGUGCGCGCUGGGAGUGGGAACGGCCAGCACACGGGGUCGCACAACCGGGUCCGCUUCUCGUGGACGAGCUAGCUGGGUACGUCCUCAGGUCCGACUGAUGUGGGGCUGGGUGCCUGAGGCAGGACCGUGCUAUGGACUAGGAGGCCAUUGUUGCGCUGUGGGAUUAUGUCCCGGCAUUUCGUUGACGUGUGCGAGCGUGCGUGCGUGUGCGACGCCACAGAAGGUGCGCAGUUGAGCGCUUAGCGUAUUAGCUACAGGGCGGCGUGCUUACAGCCUAUGUUCGUGCUAAAAUGCGGUUGACAGAAAAGUGCCAAAUUUCCGGGUGGACAGGCGCAGAGUCGGGAGAUGCGGACGGCAAGGCGCUACUUGUGAAGAUAUCUGCAAGGCAUAAGGCAUGGUCGGACGGAAACGUAUCGGGACAGCUGCGAACGGCUGCGACGGAGCAACAGCGCUGGGGAUUCAGUCCCUCUGGGGGGGCUGGCCCAGGACAUGCAGCAUUGCGCCGAGUUGCUGGAAGCGUUUGGAAGCAUCAUGGGGACACAGGCUCGAAUGCAAGGCAGGAGCGGUGAAAAGGCACACAAUGUGACCGAAUGCGAGGUUACAAGCAUGGACGCUCUCCUGCUUUCAACAAGGAGGUGGC
Molecule: messenger RNA, 3191 nt
Organism: Chlamydomonas reinhardtii
Lineage: Eukaryota; Viridiplantae; Chlorophyta; Chlorophyceae; Chlamydomonadales; Chlamydomonadaceae
Exons: 11
Coding region: 100-2109 (669 amino acids)
Biological process (GO): protein phosphorylation
Molecular function (GO): ATP binding; protein kinase activity
Source: RefSeq, a predicted model, not a curated record